This is a messenger RNA of Chiroxiphia lanceolata (lance-tailed manakin), 1639 nucleotides long. It is a transcript of the gene CANT1, whose product is annotated as calcium activated nucleotidase 1. Gene Ontology annotation, biological process: proteoglycan biosynthetic process. Lineage: Eukaryota; Metazoa; Chordata; Aves; Passeriformes; Pipridae. The transcript is spliced from 4 exons. The coding region runs from base 80 to 1273 and encodes 397 amino acids. The record is from RefSeq and is a predicted model, not a curated record. Gene Ontology annotation, molecular function: UDP phosphatase activity; GDP phosphatase activity; calcium ion binding.
GCCGGGAGCUGUAGGCGGCGGCGGCGGCUGCGCGCGGCGGGGGAGCGGCGGCGCCGCGGUUCUCCUUGCCCCCACUCUAAUGCCAGUCCCGCCCUGCCAUGAGUCUAUGAGCCCCCUCCGGAUCAGCGUGGGUGGUCUGCCUGUCCUCGCGUCCAUGACCAAGGGUGCUGACCCCCGCUUCCGACUGCGCUGGAAGGCCAUCGUGCUGUCCUCAGCCUGUGUGGGGUUCGUGCUGCUGCUCCUCUGCCUGCACCGCUCCUCCCCAGCACGACAUGGUCCCCCCAGCCCUCGGACCUGGCAGCUCGGCCUGCGGGCAGGGGACCGCUACAAUGACACCUACCCGCUGUCCCCCCCCCAGAGAAACCCCGAGGGCGUGCGCUACCGCAUCGCUGUCAUCGCGGACCUGGACACGCAGUCCCGGGGCUCCCAGGAGCACACCUGGUUCAGUUACCUGAAGAAGGGUUACCUGGUGCUGUCAGACAGUGGGGACAGCGUGACAGUGGAGUGGGACAAGGACGAGACCAUGCUGCAGUCCCACCUGGCUGAGAAGGGCCGGGGCAUGGAGCUCUCUGAGCUGGUGGUUUUCAACGGGAAGCUGUAUGCCGUGGACGACCGGACCGGCGUGGUCUACCAGAUUGAGGGCAACAAGGUGGUGCCCUGGGUGAUCCUCCCGGAUGGGGACGGCACCGUGGGGAAAGGCUUCAAGGCAGAGUGGCUGGCGGUGAAGGAUGAGCACCUGUACGUGGGGGGACUGGGCAAGGAGUGGACCACCACGACGGGGGAGGUGGUGAACGAGAACCCCCUAUGGGUGAAGGUCAUCGGCUACAAGGGCGACGUGAGCCACGAGAACUGGGUGGCAAACUACAAUGCCCUGAGGGCUGCAGCAGGGAUCCGACCCCCAGGGUACCUGAUCCACGAGUCGGCCUCCUGGAGCGACACGCUGCAGCGCUGGUUCUUCCUGCCGCGCCGCGCCAGCCACGAGCGCUACAGCGAGAGGGCGGAUGAGCGGCGAGGCACCAACCUGCUGCUGAGCUCCACCCAGGACUUCGGGGACGUGACAGUGGGGCACGUGGGCGAGGUGGUUCCCACCCAUGGCUUCUCCUCCUUCAAGUUCAUCCCAGACACAGAUGACCAGAUCAUCGUGGCGCUUAAAUCAGAAGAGGACAACGGCAAGAUCGCCAGCUACAUCAUGGCCUUCACGCUGGAUGGGCGCUUACUCCUGCCCGAGACCAGGAUCGGGAGUGUGAAGUAUGAGGGCAUCGAGUUUAUUUAACAGACUUUUGGACCGAGUGGAGGAGGGUGGGCGGCCGAGGGGCAUGGGCAGUCCCUGCCAACCUGCUUCCAGCCUGGGCUCUGCGAGGGAUGCCGGACAGCACUCCCAGCUCUGUUCUUGGCCAUGGCCUCUCCCGUAAAGCGUUGGCUGUGCUGCAGCAGGCAUGGUGCGAGUGUUUCGACAGUGGCACCUGGUGGCAAGGGACCGCCACCACAGGGUGCUCCCGGCCCCAGUGGCAGUGGCCACAUCCCGGAGCAUCGGUUUCUGGGCAGGCCCCGCUGCAGUCCUUAGUGCCCAGCCCUGAAUUGCGACAGACCCCUCUGUGGUGGGUCAGCGAUUCUGGUGACAUCCGGUCUCUGGGUUUGC